Messenger RNA from Bombina bombina (fire-bellied toad), 1209 nucleotides. RefSeq lists its product as uncharacterized. Bases 283 to 1209 code for a protein of 308 amino acids. The record is from RefSeq and is a predicted model, not a curated record. The transcript has 12 exons. Lineage: Eukaryota; Metazoa; Chordata; Amphibia; Anura; Bombinatoridae.
AAUAUUAUAUACCUGUAGCUAAGGUACUAGGUUUAUAUUGAACAAAAGUAUCAACCUUGGGACACCGCCUCUUUUACCGGACGUGAAGCUGAUGCAUACAGCUUCCGCUGCACUGCAUGCUUGGAGUAUGUUCGUGGUUUCCUGCUUCCGUUUAAUUCCUGCCGAAGAUCACGCUGGCUCCUGUUACUGUGAAGAUCACGUACAAUAGACGUCACUGCGUUUGUCAGUAAAGGGGAAAUAUUAUAACAAUAUCUGACAAAUUCAUCUGUGCUGAACAAGACAAUGUCUGACAGGAACCAAACCUCAGACCAUCCUGAUGCACACAGAGAUGAAUAUAACGCUGAUAUAGUGAAAGUUGAGAUAACAGAAGAUCUGUGGGUGAAGCAUCAGCUGGAAGCACCAGAUGAGGAAACCAGUGACAGCAUCAGCUCAGGCCGUAUGGAUGUGAUGCCUUCAGAUGGCUCAGCAGUUGAGUACAGAGGAGAACCGUAUGUGUGUGAUCACGUGAAGACUGAGGAGGAUGAAAUUCCUAUCAAUACGGCUAUAGGUGAUAUUAAGACUGAAGUCACUCUUAAUACUGAACAGACUAAUGUCCUGGGUGCUUUGAAGCAGGAAAUCGGUGACAAUAUCAGUACAGGUGAUAUUAAGACUGAAGUCACUCUUAAUACUGAACAGACUAAUGUCCUGGGUGCUUUGAAGCAGGAAAUCGGUGACAAUAUCAGUACAGGUGAUAUUAAGACAGAAGUCACUCUUAAUACUGAACAGACUAAUUACCUGGAUGCUUUGAAGCAGGAAAUCGGUGACAAUAUCAGUACAGGUGAUGUUAAGACGGAAGUCACACUUAAUGCUGAACAAACAAAUGAUCUGUAUGUAAAGAGUCAGCAGGAAGCUGUGAAGCAGGAAAUAAGUGACAAUAUCAGUACAGGUGAUAUUAAGACUGAAGUCACUCUUAAUACUGAACAGACUAAUGACCUGGAUGCUUUGAAGCAGGAAAUCGGUGACAAUAUCAGUACAGGUGAUAUUAAGACAGAAGUCACUCUUAAUACUGAACAGACUAAUUACCUGGAUGCUUUGAAGCAGGAAAUCGGUGACAAUAUCAGUACAGGUGAUAUUAAGACUGAAGUCACUCUUAAUACUGAACAGACUAAUGACCUGGAUGCUUUGAAGCAGGAAAUCGGUGACAAUAUCAGUACAGAACACGAAAAAUAA